AUGGAGUUCAUAAAGAGCAAAACACUAACAUUGUUCAAGUCAAGCAAGGGACGUUUACAAACUCAAUUCUGUGAAUUAACAGGAGUUGCACCAGCAACUGCAAAGAAAUACUUGGAAUCUUCAAGAUAUGAUUUACCAAGAGCAGUAGAUGCUUAUUUUAAUAGACAUCCUAAUAAAGCGUCAGCUGGUUCUGUCAACGUUGAUAAGACUAAUCCAAAAGAUAUAGCAGCAUUAAAUGCAGUGUUUGACAACUAUAAGGAUCCUGAGGAUAAUAAUCAAAUAGACAUUGAUGGAACAUUGAGGUAUUUGGAAGAUAUGGAUAUUACUCCAGAAGAUUUGUCAUCUCUAACAUUGGCGUACUUGUUAAAAUCUCCAAGAAUGGGGAUCUUCUUGAGGGAUAGUUUUGUCAAAUAUGGGAACAACAUAACUGCAUAG
Candida tropicalis MYA-3404 is the source of this 435-nucleotide messenger RNA. RefSeq lists its product as uncharacterized. The transcript has a single exon. Gene Ontology annotation, molecular function: protein binding. Bases 1 to 435 code for a protein of 144 amino acids. The record is from RefSeq and is a predicted model, not a curated record. NCBI's taxonomy places the organism in Eukaryota, Fungi, Ascomycota, Pichiomycetes, Serinales, Debaryomycetaceae.